AGAGACCGAGAGACAGAGAGAGAGAGAGAGAGAGAGACAGAGAGACAGAGACAGAGAGACAGAGAGAGAGAGAGACAGAGAGAGAGAGAGAGAGAGACAGAGAGAGACAGAGAGAGAGAGAGAGAAAGACAGAGAGAGAGAGAGAGAGACAGAGAGAGAGAGAGAGAGAGAGAGACAGAGAGAGAGAGAGAGAGAGAGAGAGACAGAGAGAGAGAGAGAGAGAGAUACAUAGAGACAGAGAGAACAGAGAGAGAGAGAGAGAGAGAGAGAGACAGAGAGAGACAGAGAGAGACAGGAGACAGAGAGAGACAGAGAGACAGAGAGAGACAGAGAGACAGAGAGAGACAGAGAGAGAGAGAGAGAGAGAGAGACAGAGAGAGAGAGAGAGAGAGAGAGAGAGAGACAGAGAGACAGAGAGACAGAGAGAGACAGAGAGACAGAGAGACAGAGAGAGACAGAGAGACAGAGAGAGACAGAGAGAGAGGAGACAGAGAGAGACAGAGAGAGAGAGAGAGAGAGAGAGAGAGAGAGAGAGAGAGAGACAGAGAGAGAGAGAGAGAGAGAGAGAGAGAGAGAGAGAGACAGAGAGAGAGAGAGAGAGAGAGAGAGAGAGAGAGAGGAGACCACUUAGCAGGAGUCUGA
Oncorhynchus masou masou (cherry salmon) is the source of this 642-nucleotide messenger RNA. RefSeq names its product RNA-binding protein 25-like. The annotation marks the transcript as partial. The record is from RefSeq and is a predicted model, not a curated record. Lineage: Eukaryota; Metazoa; Chordata; Actinopteri; Salmoniformes; Salmonidae. The transcript is spliced from 2 exons.